Acanthisitta chloris (rifleman) is the source of this 784-nucleotide messenger RNA. It is a transcript of the gene ZSWIM3, whose product is annotated as zinc finger, SWIM-type containing 3. The record is from RefSeq and is a predicted model, not a curated record. Lineage: Eukaryota; Metazoa; Chordata; Aves; Passeriformes; Acanthisittidae.
AAGAGUACAAAGCAGCAGUUGAGCUUGUGCCCAGCCUAUUUUGUGCUGCAGUACAAGGAGGACAUGGACCAGCUCGUGAUCAGCAACUUGAACAGCCACUACAUCCAUCCAGGUGUGGGGUGUUCCAUGAUGACUGGCAGCACGCAGUUCCAGACCAGCAACAUGAAGUGCUUGUUCAAGCAGUUCCCUGAGAGUCUCCUCCUGCACUGGGCAAGUGGAAAAGUCCUCUCUGCUUUCCUUGUGGAGAGCAAGGACUGAGUGGAGAGAGUGGUGCACCUGUAUGUGAAGGAUGACACGGGACAUGGAGUUAGGAAAAUGCUGACUGUCUUCAAGGAGUUCAACCCUGAAUGGCAAAAGGUUCAGACUGUUUUUGUGGAUGUGUUCUUUUCUCAUAACGCCAUCCUCCAUGAGCUCUUCCCCUCUGCCCAGGGGCUCCUUUCACUCUGCCACAGUGUCUGACUGCUUGAGAAGAUCAUGAUGGAAGUGGAAAUCUCUCUGCUCAAGCAGAGCAUUACACUGGCCUUGCAGGUGGCCAUGCUUUCCCCUUUGGCUGCAAGUCUGGAUGCCCUGUCUCACCUGGUAGAGCAUGAGGUCAGCUCAGAGCUGAAUGAUUACCUGUGGUCCAGUUGGUUCUCCUGCCAGCUGCUAUGAUCCAUGCACAGAGAGAAGGGUCUGUGGUCCCAUGGCACAUACAUGGACAGCCUAGACCUCCUCACGCACAGAACAUCCACUGUCUUUGCCCAGCAGCCAUCCCUGGAGGUGAGCAUUCUUUGUUUCCUGGAGU